Messenger RNA from Formica exsecta, 723 nucleotides. RefSeq lists its product as uncharacterized. The record is from RefSeq and is a predicted model, not a curated record. Bases 163 to 654 code for a protein of 163 amino acids. NCBI's taxonomy places the organism in Eukaryota, Metazoa, Arthropoda, Insecta, Hymenoptera, Formicidae. The transcript is spliced from 4 exons.
AGAUAUAUGUACAGACGAAUAGAUUUGCCAGGAUAUAUACAAGUAGGACAUUCAGUUGUCUAUUGAAGUCGUAACGGUUCACACGAUUAAAGCGACUACACUAAUCCAGGUCGCAGUAUUCGCGUUAAAAAGAGGUACACCAACGCUAACAAAACAAGAAUCAUGGCAUUGAUGUUAACGCUGCCAUUGAUCGGUCUAGAUCCGGAGCACUUUUCCGCAUUGAACGUAAAGCUUCUUAAGCUCGAGAACGAACAGAACUCGAGAAAUUCACCCGAUUCCGGACGGGCUUCUCCAAGUACCGGAAGUGAGACCAGCGGCAUCAGCAGUCUCGCACUGUCCGGCGAAUCAGCGUCAGCUGAAUUAACGCCAGUUUCAUCGAGACCAGAGACUCCCACCAAAGUUCCGUACAAGGAGAAGAUAAAUGCACCACCACUUCGCAUAAUGCACGGAGGACGCGACAUAUUGAAUUUAGGAGCAAAUAUUAGGCCAUCGUUCAAUUGGGAAAUAACAGAUCGAAAGUUGUCUCGAUAUGAGAUUCAAAACAUUAUAGCCAAUCGCUCGGUGCGUUACCGAUUACGCGAGCAACCACUUAACGAUUAUUCAAUGAAAUGCUGCGACGAAUGUGGAUUUUGCGAACAACCAUGCGUCUUUUAAUAUCGAGGUGACCGUAAUAAUUAACGCGACAGUAAUGUCCAACAUCCAACGUCGUGACAACUAAAUUGU